UUUUUUCAGAUGCAGUAUAAAUCAGCUGAAUGACGCGUUUGUUUCCAUUAAAACAUGAUGAUGGGUCUCAGACGAGAAGACUCACUGCUUAUAGCUCUAUCCUGGAUUACAUUUUCCGGGUUUACACUCGGGUUUAACGCGAGGAUCAGAGUGAACAGAGAAAAUGCAGAAUUUCUCAGUUUUCAAACACCAAGUAGAAACAGGACCGGUAUCCUGAAGCUGAUCCGUGAUCCUUACAGUGAAAACAUCUAUGCAGGAACUCUUCAUGACCUGUACAUAUUAAAUUCAGAAAAACCUCCAGCACUUAAACCGGUUAAUGUUUCGAUAUUUGAUUUGGAAUGCCAGGAAAGACCUGAGGAUUGUGAAUACAGUAUCUCUCUACUGAAAGAGGGAAGAAAUGGAAAUCCACUCUUCAUGUGUAAAACUGGAACAGAAUUUACAAAGUGUUGUGAUGUGAGCUCAGAGCACGUUCCUGUGAACUGCACCGAACCUUGGCAUCCAUCGCACAUCAGUGAGCCGUCUUUACAUGUUGGUGAUUCGCUAUAUUACACGCUUGCGAUUAGGAACAACGGUCAAACAGUUUUAUCUGGACUCUACAGAUGGAGCAUGGAAAGACCCACUUUGCCAUUAUCAACACAAAACGAGCAGAGAUAUGUCAAAAUCUUAGCAAACCAAGGCUAUCUACCACUGGAUGGAAAAGUGUACUCCUUCUACAUAGAGAAGAACUGGGACCAGAAUCCGGAAACACCUGUCUGGAUACCUCUAGUUUCUCAGAUCUGCCUGGCGGAUCGUGGUGGGAAUAAAGCACUGCUUCAUAACCGCUGGACAUCCAUGUUGACCGCACGUCUGUUUUGCGGAGAUGAGAAGAACCAUCUCUCAUAUACAGAGCUGCUGGACGUUGCUGUGCUGGAAGAUACGGAAUGGCAGAACACCACGAUCUACACCCUCUUCAAAAAUGAGUACAACCUGAGAGCAGUGUGUGUUUACAAAAUGUCUGACAUCCUUCAUGUCUUCAGGAGCAACGAAUUCACAUCUGCCACUGACCCUUUUUCUUCACCACGUCCUGGAGAGUGUGUACAAAACAGUCAAGCGCUAUCGCCAGCCCUUCUAAGGUUUAUGGGAAAUCGUCCUGAGUUAAAAGCAUGGGUUACACCCGCACAGAACCCUCUCUUGUUCAGCCACCAUCACUACACACACCUCCAGGUGGACAGAGUAGAGAGCAGCAAUUCGGAAAAUGGAUAUCAUGAUGUCCUUCUCAUGAGUCUAGACAGUGGCAAGGUGCAUAAAAUCCUGGAUCAGGAUGGUAAACCCUUUAUCAUCGCAGAAUAUGAGCCCUUUAAAACCAGGACACACAUCUCCAGCAUGCUGCUUGACAGUACCACAAAAAAACUAUUUGUGAGCUCUAGCAGUGAAGUGAUCCAGAUCGACCUGAGAAACUGCAGCAUGUACGGGAACCAAUGCCAACCGUGUGUGAUGGCCCGAGACCCGUACUGCAUCUGGGACUGGACCGAGUGCUCACAUAACAAUAGAUCCUUAAAACAAGACGUGAACUAUGGAAACGAGUUCAUAUGCGAAAAAGAUGACCGCACAAUCAGGAAGAGACACACCCUAAGCAUUGUUUCUGAAGAUUCUAUUUUCUUCCUCAAGUGCCCUAUGGAAUCCCAGCAUGCCUCAUAUGCUUGGUACCACCAGGGCAUGAGAAGGGAGUGUGACUUAAUUGAACGUGAUUGCAUUUUGCUGUUUCUUAAAAUCAGCUCAAUGCAGGAGGGGGUUUAUGAAUGUAUCGCCUCAGAGAACGGCUACAACUGGACCGUCGUUGAAAAGUAUGUAUUGGUCUCCUCUGGCACGGACACCAGGACAAGUCAUGUAGUUUUAACCUGCUUUCUCUUUCUGAUCUAUGUGAUCUACUAGUGCUGUCUGGACAUUGUGUGAAUUUUCCUUAAUGCCUUGUUAAUGUCUUUUUUACUGAUCUUUUUCUUAACUUUGAAUAAACACUACUACACUAC
This is a messenger RNA of Silurus meridionalis, 2006 nucleotides long. Its product is annotated as semaphorin-7A. Lineage: Eukaryota; Metazoa; Chordata; Actinopteri; Siluriformes; Siluridae. The record is from RefSeq and is a predicted model, not a curated record. Gene Ontology annotation, molecular function: integrin binding; chemorepellent activity; semaphorin receptor binding. Gene Ontology annotation, biological process: axon guidance; negative chemotaxis; integrin-mediated signaling pathway. The transcript is spliced from 14 exons. The coding region runs from base 55 to 1911 and encodes 618 amino acids.